Molecule: messenger RNA, 1368 nt
Organism: Tremella mesenterica DSM 1558
Lineage: Eukaryota; Fungi; Basidiomycota; Tremellomycetes; Tremellales; Tremellaceae
Exons: 10
Coding region: 190-1320 (376 amino acids)
Biological process (GO): piecemeal microautophagy of the nucleus; endocytosis; maintenance of cell polarity
Cellular component (GO): intracellular membrane-bounded organelle; membrane; cytosol
Molecular function (GO): oxysterol binding
Source: RefSeq, a predicted model, not a curated record
CAUCCGUUCAUCGACCAUUGGGCCCGAGACGACUUUGUAUUCACCGCGAUCGGGCUACGUUACAACCCCCUAAUAUUCUCUCGCUCGUCCGACAAACACCGCCUUGAGCCCAAAUACCUUUUUACUUACCAAGGUCCUCAACAUCUUAAACCUCUAGACUUCUCACCACCAUCAUCUCGGAAAGUCAUUAUGGAUCAAUCAGAAGGCGGCGCGGUACCAGUAGAACAACGAGCAGGAUGGGGGGCUUUUCUCAAGAGCUUGGCCCAUAUGACUGGUGACUUGUCUUCGAUGACUGCACCUCCAUUCAUUUUGUCUCCCACAUCGUUGACAGAGUUUCCAGCAUAUUGGUGUGAACAUCCACUCGUAUUUGCCGCCAUCGCCGAUGGCUUGACACCCCACGACAGGAUGGAGAGGGUGCUUCGUUGGUUCAUCUGCACUCUGAAGGGGCAAUACACGACACGAAAUGAGAAAAUGGGGUCAGAGAAGAAACCUCUCAAUCCUGUUCUUGGGGAAGAGUUCUUUGGUGUAUGGCCCGAUGUAGCGGGACGAGGCGAAACAAAGCUCAUUGUGGAGCAGGUUUCGCAUCAUCCUCCAAUCACUGCCUACUUCAUCGAGAAUGAGAAAGCAGGCGUAAAGCUGCAAGGUCACUCUGGUCAAAAGACCAACUUCAGUGGGACAGCCAUACAUGUGAAACAGUCUGGGCAUGCCAUUUUGACGGUCAAACCCAAAUCUGGAGAGCCGGCAGAGAAAUAUCUUAUCACCCUUCCCAAAUUGCGGAUCGAGGGUAUAGUGUGGGGAUCACCUUACAUCGAGCUCACCGACACGAACGCCAUUCAAAGCAAUACCGGUUUCACAGCCGUGAUCGACUACAAAGGUAAAGGCUACUUUACCGGCAAAGCUCACACGUUCAAAGCCACCAUCAACAGAGGUAAUCGCACGAUCCAGUCAUACGAAGGUCAAUGGACUGGAAUCUCGUAUGUCGGGGGAAGCAAGGGACCCGUGUUCCUUGACACCAGCGCUCCUAAAGAAGAAGUGGUUGUCCGACCGAUCGAGGAGCAGGGCGAGUGGGAGAGUAGGAAACUCUGGGAGAAGGUGGCGAAGGGUAUACGGACGGGAAGUUAUGAUGAGGCUGGCAAAGAGAAAUCCCGGAUCGAGAACGAUCAACGCCAACGCCGAAAAGACGAGGCGGCAAAGGGAGAGUCGUGGAAACCGAAUCAUUUCAUCCAUCUGGAAGAAGAUCCAGAAUACCAGCAGUUGGCGGCGAUGUUGGACGACAAGUUGACUCCAGCCCACGAGGAUGGUUACGUGUACAAGGGUUAGCGUAUCGUAGUAAGCUAAAUAACCCGUAUCUGCAUGUUUGUCCUGAUC